Messenger RNA from Oncorhynchus gorbuscha (pink salmon), 492 nucleotides. RefSeq names its product plexin-A4-like. Lineage: Eukaryota; Metazoa; Chordata; Actinopteri; Salmoniformes; Salmonidae. The transcript has 4 exons. Gene Ontology annotation, biological process: semaphorin-plexin signaling pathway involved in axon guidance; positive regulation of axonogenesis; regulation of cell migration. Gene Ontology annotation, cellular component: semaphorin receptor complex. Gene Ontology annotation, molecular function: semaphorin receptor activity. The annotation marks the transcript as partial. The record is from RefSeq and is a predicted model, not a curated record.
GUGCACCAGGAAGGAGAACUGCGAGCGCUCGGCCGAGCCCCGGAGGUCGCCUGGGACAUCAAGCAGUGCGUCCGCCUCAGCGUCCACCCCAGCAACAUCUCCGUGUCCCAGUUCAGCGUCACGCUGAUCCUGGAGGCCCAUAACGUCCCAGAGUUGUCUGCAGGGGUUAACUGUACCUUUGAGGACCUGGCUGAGAUGGACGGCCUGGUGGAGGGGAACCGCAUCAGGUGCAGCUCGCCUGCCGAGAAGGAGGUGCCUCGCAUUAUCGUAGACAAAGCUGAUCACCAGAUAGUUCAGCUCUACCUCAAGUCCAAGGAGACAGGCCUGGUCUUCGCCAACACCAGCUUUGUCUUCUACAACUGCAGCGUCCACAAGUCGUGUUUGUCAUGUGUGAGAAGCCCCUACCAGUGCCACUGGUGUAAAUACAGACAUGACUGCACCCACGACCCACGCACCUGCUCCUUCCAGGAGGGACGCGUCAAGAAGCCAGAG